AUGGCAAUAUCAUAAGCAACUUUGGUUUAAUUGUCCGGAAUCAAUGUUCUUUAGAAGAUUCAAUUCUUCUAUUUUAAGUAUAACCUGACAAUUUAAAAUAUUGAAAUAUCUAAAGAGUGA
Messenger RNA from Paramecium octaurelia, 120 nucleotides. NCBI's taxonomy places the organism in Eukaryota, Ciliophora, Oligohymenophorea, Peniculida, Parameciidae. The record is from the annotation of a GenBank genome assembly.